CGCAGCGCAGCAUUGCGGAAUUCCCAUCCAUCCACACUAGGCAAGGUACCUCGGUGUGGCCAUCCAAACCAUCUCUAGAACUUUACGGUAGAUAUGGCUCUCCAAACAUCUAAUCGUCGGCUUCAUGCGGGUCAGAACUUUCUUAGUUCAUAGCAAUACGCCCCCGCAACAGCCUAAAGAAAGUACAAGAAGUUGCUAAACAUCAUCUACAAGUAGCUUCAGCUUCCAAGCUUUUGUUUACUUUUUUGUAAGUAGAACCGAAAGCAGUGAUACCAGUCUUUGCUAGUCACAACUUCAUCGUCAGCAUUGCAUCUACCUACAUCAGCAACGUGCGAAAGCAACAACAACCCGUCCACACCAAGCAUCACCAGAGUACAAACUCGAAGGCCUUUGUCUGCAGCACAACUAGCACAGCACAAGAGAGAGGGGGUAAAGAAAGAAGAGAAACAAUCCAAACCAAGAAGAUGGUCGAGGAAAACUUCGCGGUCCUUGCUAAGGACCGGAAAUUCCUGCCAUACUACAGCGAGUCUCAGAAGGAGUGGAAGGAGCCGUUCUUCUUCAUCCAGGCCGCCGACACGCAGUUCGGAAUGCAGGAGAAGUACGUGGAGGGCAAGAGCAGCAACUACGGCUGGGAGCAGGAGAUGGCAUGGUGCCGCCAGAUGAUCGCCGACGUGAACGCCAUGUGGCCCAAGCCCAAGUUCCUGGUGGUGUGCGGCGACAUCCUGGACGCCAUGCCGGACAGCGAGCCCGAGGCCCGCCGCCGCCAGGAGGUUGACUUCAAGCGCGUCUUCGCCGGGCUGGACAUCCCCCUGGUGUGCGUGUGCGGCAACCACGACGUCGGCAACACCCCCACGCCCUCCACUGUGGCCCAGUGGAAGACCUCCUUCGGCGACGACUACUUCAGCUUCUGGUGCGGAGGCGUGUUCUUCAUCGUCCUCAACUCCCAGUACUACGAGGACGCGUCGCAGGCGGAGGCGCUGGCGGCCGAGCAGGAGCGGUGGCUGGAGGAGCAGCUGGAGGUGGUGAGGCGAGAGAAGCCCCAGCACGCCGUGGUGUUCCAGCACAUCCCGUGGUUCCUGCGCUCCCCCGAGGAGGAGAAGGAGUACUUCAACAUGGAGAUCGGCCUCCGGACUGCCAUGCUGGAGAAGUUCCACGCUGCCGGCGUCAGGUACAUCUUCAGUGGCCACUACCACCGCAACGCCGGCGGCUUCUACAAGGACCUGGAGGAGGUGGUCACGUCCGCUGUGGGGGCCCAGUUGGGCGACGCCGGCCAAGGCUACCGCCUGGUCCGCGUGCUCGAGGACCGCCUCAGCCACCACUACUACCGCCUCGGCACAGCGCCCACGCACAUCCAUCUGCCGAAGCCCUCCAAGGCAGAGCCCGUCAGCAAGAGCCUGGCCAGGACCUGGUCCUUCAGCCGGGCCGCCGACACCGCCUCCAGGAGCUGGUCCAUCGGCCUGUAGCCGCCCCUGCUGGCGCUGCCCUGCUGGUGCUUCCCUGCCGGCGUCGCAAGCUCUGUGCUCUGUGAUGACUGUGCUCUUGCGUUCACCACCAUUUCCUUAUAUAUCUUCACCCUCACAAGUUUCAUACUCACGAAUCCUAUAAUGAUUUGUUGAUAUUUUGAAGUGAUAUGUUAUACUUUGUUAUAUGAUAUUUUCGUAUUUGAUCCAAAUAUAUGCACACACUAAAAGAUAAAAAAAAAAGAGUGUGGUUAAUAAAUCUAUUUUGACUUUUUCA
Molecule: messenger RNA, 1737 nt
Organism: Penaeus monodon (black tiger shrimp)
Lineage: Eukaryota; Metazoa; Arthropoda; Malacostraca; Decapoda; Penaeidae
Product: serine/threonine-protein phosphatase CPPED1-like
Molecular function (GO): hydrolase activity
Source: RefSeq, a predicted model, not a curated record